CCGCGGGGGGGGGGCCUGGGAGCGAGGUCCUGCGAGGGGGUCCCAGCCCCGCGCCAUGCAGAACGCUUUGGAUGCCUGGCAGGAGCUGCAGGACGACUUCCAUCAGCUGCAGGAAACCCACAAGAUUUACAAACAGAAAUUGGAGGAACUCACGAGCGUGCAGACGGCUUGCAGCAGCUCCAUCAAGAAGCAAAAAGAGAGGCUGAAGGAGCUGCAGAAUAACUUUAAGAGAUGCGGCGGCCAGGACAGUUCAGAAACGGAGCUCAUGCUGCAGAUCAAGAACCAGAUGCGCGAUCGCCAGAAUGUUUUCUUCGACAUGGAGGCCUAUUUGCCGAAGAGGAACAGUCUGUACUUAAAUCUGGUGUUGGGGAAUGUUAAUGUGACUCUGCUAAGCGACCAGGCCAAGUUUGCCUACAAAGACGAAUAUGAAAAAUUCAAACUCUAUUUAACCAUCAUCCUGUUGCUAGGGGCGGUUGCUUGUCGGUUCGUUCUCCAUUAUCGGGUCACCGAUGAAGUGUUCAACUUCCUCUUGGUUUGGUAUUACUGCACGCUGACGAUAAGAGAAAGCAUCCUCAUCAGCAAUGGAUCAAGGAUUAAAGGUUGGUGGGUGUUGCAUCAUUACAUUUCUACGUUCUUAUCUGGCGUGAUGCUAACGUGGCCAGAGGGUCUCAUGUACCAAAUAUUCCGGAACCAGUUUUUAUCUUUCUCCAUUUUUCAGAGCUGUGUCCAGUUCCUUCAAUAUUAUUACCAAAGUGGCUGCCUUUAUCGACUUCGUGCCCUGGGAAAAAGAAACCACCUGGAUCUCACAGUGGAGGGGUUUCAGUCCUGGAUGUGGCGAGGACUGACGUUUCUCCUCCCUUUUCUGUUCUUCGGACAGUUUUGGCAGCUCUACAAUGCGAUCAUCCUUUUUGAACUGUCCAGGCACGAGAAGUGUAAAGAAUGGCAAGUUUCGGUCCUGGCUCUGACAUUUCUCAUCCUCUUCCUCGGAAACUUCCUCACCACCCUGAAAGUGGUCCAUACAAAGUUGCAGAAGAACAAAACCAAGAAAUUGUGAAAGAGGACGACUGAACUGGCGGGCAGGACCAGCCGACGUGGGAUGGAGUCCUGCUUCGCGGUGGCCUUCUCUGCAUGUGUUCCAGCUAGUUCUCCAGCUUCCUGACCGGCCCGCCGCUAAGCGAAGCCCUGGAGGAAAUUCCACUCGACGUCCUGUUGCGUCCUCCAGAACUGACUGAUUUAGUUAAUGCUGCUGUCUUCCUACCAAUGAAUGACCUGUUUAUAUAUUUAUACCGAAUGCAAGAUCACAAAUUUUUUUUUUUUGGGGGGGGGAGCCAUAAUGUUGGCCCUCCCUAGGAGAGACAUGGAUGGGAGUCUUUUUUUUCUUUUCUUUAGAGGAGAUAGAAUUAUUCUGGAAUAAAGCGAGCUUUAAUUGUGCUGAUGUUUGACGUGCCAGAGUUGGGGAAAUCUUUCUGCCUCUUAAUGCCCUCCAAUCCAGAGAGUUUCUUAGAAAUUUGCGGAGUUGCAAUUGCUUGAAUAGGGGCCCCACAUCUCUCUCUCUCUCUCUGCCGUCACUUGGGGGGCAAAAUUAUGUCAAUUUUGGCUUUGGAUGCUCAGGCUGUUUUUAUGAUAUAGGCAGGAGUCUCCAUUCUUCUUUUAUUUCAGCCAAAAUCUUUAGCAAGGAUGGGAGAUAAGAAAUUACAAAAUCAUCUUGCAGCUCGGAGGCAGUGGGGGGGGGGGAAUCACAAUUUGUUCCUGGCUUUGUUGACCCAAAGAUUGCAGUGAUGAUUUCCAUAUUCUUCCCUUGAAAUUUCUUAGCGCUUCAAGGGGCAGGAAAUGGCAAAGAAAGAACAGCUCCAGAGGGUUUCCCCCCCUCCGCCUCCCUGCGAUUCUGUAACAUAACUUUAAGCUGUAGGAUGUGUUUCUUGUGAGGCCUUUUCAGGAUUAGUUGUGAAGAAUUUUUGGAGAACAUGGAUCACUUGAGUAUCCCUAGUCUUCCUGCCCACAGGGGCUAAAUUCUCUGCUGAAGAGAGUCCUGGAAAUGACAGGUGCAAGCUGGAAUCCAAGGCAAAACUUUUCUCUGCUUUGAUGCAUGCUAUGUGCACUCAGGUAAAUUCUGCUAAUUAAAAUCUUGAGUUAUUUGGUG
This is a messenger RNA of Ahaetulla prasina, 2140 nucleotides long. RefSeq names its product transmembrane protein 120B (gene TMEM120B). Bases 56 to 1054 code for a protein of 332 amino acids. The record is from RefSeq and is a predicted model, not a curated record. The transcript has 12 exons. Gene Ontology annotation, cellular component: nuclear inner membrane. NCBI's taxonomy places the organism in Eukaryota, Metazoa, Chordata, Lepidosauria, Squamata, Colubridae. Gene Ontology annotation, biological process: fat cell differentiation.